GGGGCGCUGGUGUCGCUUUGGAACUUCCGGUUUUUUCUCCAUGCGGGUUUGUUUUGUAAAAUUACAUCAAGUUUCGUCAGUUAUAAAAACCAUUUCUCGUGGAUUGUCAGCAGAGAUGCCUCGAAACAAACGCUCAGGAAGAAGGAAGCAUCAGCACAAAAACCAGGGUAGAGGCAACUAUGAUCUCUCUGUUCGCAGGAAUGAACUGUUCGAGAAAUUUUACUCUGGUGUUGGUAUGGUGCCAGAUGGAGAAUGGGACAACUUCAUCAAGACUCUUCAGGAACCUUUGCCUGUAACAUUUAGGAUAACAGGCUUCAAAGGACAAUCAAAGGAGUUGAUGAAAAUAGUUAAAGGCGAAUACCUGAAUGACUUGAUGAAAUCUAGCGAUGAUGAUUUUGAGGAGCAAAAGAAGUUGGUGCCCAAGAAUCUCACAUGGUACCCGGACGAACUGGGCUGGCAGAUCAAUCUGUCCAAGAAGGAGGUCAGACAUGUUGCCCGCCUUGAGAAACUGAAAAAAUUCCUGGUGUUCGAAACUGAAAGUGGAAACAUAAGUCGCCAAGAAGCUGUGUCGAUGAUCCCGCCGUUGGUUAUGGACAUCAAACCUCAUCAUAAGGUACUGGAUAUGUGUGCUGCUCCUGGCUCCAAGACCUCACAGCUAAUCGAAUAUCUUCAUUCUGGUGACUCAACUGUAGAACCAGAUGGAUUUGUAAUUGCCAAUGAUGUAGAUAACAAGCGUUGCUACUUGAUGGUACACCAGGUGAAACGCCUACAGAGUCCUUGCUGUGCUAUCAUUAACCAUGAUGCCACUAGUCUGCCCAAACUCAGGUGUGGGGAUGGUCCCCAGGACUUUGUGAUGUUUGACCGAGUUCUCUGUGAUGUUCCUUGCAGUGGCGACGGAACCAUGAGGAAAAACUUUGAUAUCUGGGACAAAUGGAGCAUGAAUCAAGCCAUCAACCUACACAGACAACAGACAAAGAUCCUGAGGCGAGGUCUAGAGCAAUUAACUGUGGGUGGUCGGCUUGUGUAUUCCACGUGUUCGUUUAAUCCAGUGGAGGACGAGGCUGUGAUAGCGGCAAUGUUAGACCAGUGUAAAGGUAGUGUGGAGUUGGUGGACGUCAGUAGCGAGCUACCUGGACUGAAGUAUGUGCCUGGUCUCACUUCCUGGAAGCUAUUCUUCGGUGGUCUGGACAAAGGACAGUGGUACGAGACGUACGAGGCAGCCAAGGAGAAUAAAGUCCCUAACAUGAAUGCUUCAUUCUUCUGUCCUACUGCAGAUGUAGCUAAGGCCAUAAAUCUGGACCGCUGCGUCCGAGUACUUCCUCAUCAUCAGGAUACUGGUGGAUUCUUCAUAGCUGUCCUCAACAAAAAACAACACCUUCCUUGGCAGUCUGUCCCAAAGGAAAAUGCAGUUGCAGGGAAAUGUGUGGAACAGACAGGUGAUGUUACAGAAACUUUGACUCAGAAAACAGAUAAUGGCAUGGACACCAAUACAGUAGAAAACCCUGACAGCACUAGCACAGACACAGGGAAGGCAGACACAGUCUCCGACACGGGGAAGGCAGACACAGUCUCCGACACGGGGAAGGCAGACACAGUCCCUGAUGCGGGGAAGGCAGAUACGGGAGAUGAGACUUCUGGCACGGCGACACAGGGAGAAAAGAGGAAAGCCGAGAACCAGCACCCUAAUGAUAGGGCGUUUGCUGGCAAGCACAACAAGCGAAUGCAGGGAUAUAAAGAAGACCCUUUCUUGUUCCUGAAGAACGACGACCCGUUAUUUACACCUAUCAGAGAAUUCUACAGUAUCAAUGAUAAGCUGGCGACUGACCAGAUCUUAUAUCGCACAGACUCGGGGAGGAUUCGGUCCCUAUACUACGUUUCUAAAUCCAUACGUAACUUACUCCAGAGGAAUUGCAACAGAGUGAAGUUUGUUAACACAGGUGUGAAAGCCUUUGGAAGGAGUCCAUCUCCCUUAGUCACAGAAUGUGACUUCAGAUUGAAUCAAGAGGGCCUCGGAGCCUUACACAACAUGAUAACAGGACGGACGCUCCACUUCGGACGAGAAGAUAUGCUUACCCUGCUCUCUCAGGACAAUCCGUACUUUGAACGUUUCACAGAUGAUGCAAGGGAACAAUUCAAAAGAAUCAGCCCAGGAAGCGCCGUCUUCAAGUACUGCCCAACAAACAGUGAUGCUGAACCGGCCUGUGAUAUCAUCGUGUGUGGGUGGAAAGGAAAAACAUCAACUCGACCUUUUGUUGGCAAGCACGAACGUUGCCACUACCUCCGUCUGUUUGGACUGGAGUUGGAAGAACUAGUCAAAGAACACGAAGAACAGCGAGAGCGUCGGAAAAUGGCAGAAUCUAUGCUUAGCGAUUUGAAGGAGUUUGAUGAUGCUCCGAGUGAUCCGGAGAAUUCUAACGGGGAGGGGGAGAAUACAACCUCAAGAAAUACAAAGGACUCUGCAAAUAAUGAAAUGGACUGUGACGUUAAACAGGAAGUGAAAAAUGUGGAAGAGAAAAAGGAUAUUGAAGACGGAGGGGUUUGACCAUCAUUUACAUUGACUCAUUGAAAUAUAUACAGUUCUAUAGGAAAGAACCGAUUCAUCACCCGACUAGUGUCGUGAUAUCCUGACUUCUGUGUUAGAUUGUUACUAAUGAUGGAUGGAGUUUAGACAAGACGAGAUAUAAAGUAUGGAAGAUAUGAUAAUGAAGGUUGUGGUAUGUCAGAUUCUCUCCAUUUCGACAGAUAUACGCAAAUGAAUGGGUGUUCAAUUUCAAAAUAUUUUAUUAACAAUACACAUAUAAUAAAAGAAUGAGACAACAGGCUAAGUCUAUAUAAGUCUUCUUCUGAAGAUAUUCCAGUUAGACCUGGCAGAAAGAUGCUAUGUUCCAUAUUUAAAUACUAAAUUAAUGAUAUAUUGCUAAAAAAA
Messenger RNA from Pecten maximus, 2926 nucleotides. RefSeq names its product RNA cytosine-C(5)-methyltransferase NSUN2-like. The record is from RefSeq and is a predicted model, not a curated record. Bases 41 to 2542 code for a protein of 833 amino acids. Gene Ontology annotation, cellular component: nucleus; cytoplasm. Gene Ontology annotation, biological process: tRNA methylation. The transcript has 22 exons. Gene Ontology annotation, molecular function: tRNA binding; tRNA (cytidine-N5)-methyltransferase activity. NCBI's taxonomy places the organism in Eukaryota, Metazoa, Mollusca, Bivalvia, Pectinida, Pectinidae.